This is a messenger RNA of Dipodomys ordii (Ord's kangaroo rat), 3793 nucleotides long. RefSeq names its product zinc finger protein 319 (gene Znf319). The record is from RefSeq and is a predicted model, not a curated record. Bases 355 to 2112 code for a protein of 585 amino acids. NCBI's taxonomy places the organism in Eukaryota, Metazoa, Chordata, Mammalia, Rodentia, Heteromyidae. The transcript has 2 exons.
UUAAAUGCAAGAGGCAACAGAGCUGGGAGCCUGGAAGUAGGCUGUCUCUGACAUUAAGUACCUCCCUCUUUCUGGCAUUACCUGCUGCUGCCACAAAGUGAACUGAUCACUGGGAAAGGCAGAGCCUCCCUGCCAUUGCUGGGACCCUGCCUUGAAGAGCCCCCUGCCCUGUAAACACAGCCUUUAGUCUGUCUUCUUACUUAGUGACGGAGGCUGUUUGAUCAGUCCUCUGCUGUGCCUUGUCUGAGGUCCUUGUCCAUCCUUGAGAUUGGACACCUUCUCUCUCUAGGUUGUGUCACCUUAAGCAGGAAACUGAAGCCGUUACUCUCCAAACCCUGUUUCAUCUUCCCAAGCAUGUCAGAAAGCUGGCAGCAGCCCCCACAGACGCAACCUCAGCAGCCCCAGCCACCGCAGCCUCAGCACCAUGCGGAGCCACCACCAGCGCUGGCUGACCACACGCUGUCCCCUGGUACAGCUGAGAACCCCCUGGGCUGUGCUGUCUAUGGCAUCCUCCUGCAGCCAGAUCCCGGCCUACAGCCUCCUCAACAUGCACCCUCGCUUCAGGCAGCAGGGGAGCCAGGCCCUAAAUGUGGGGUGUGUGGUCAUGACCUGGCACACCUGUCCAGCCCCCACGAGCACCAGUGUCUAGUGGGCCACGACAGGUCAUUCCAGUGCACACAGUGUCUCAAGAUCUUCCACCAAGCCACUGACCUGCUGGAGCACCAAUGUGUGCAGGCUGAGCAGAAGCCUUUCGUUUGUGGAGUCUGCAAGAUGGGUUUCUCAUUGCUCACCUCGCUGGCUCAGCACCACAGUGCCCACACUGGCCUGGUGAAGUGCUCCAUCUGUGAGAAGACCUACAAGCCGGCCGAGUCAGCUGAGCCAGCUGCUAGUACGGGGACCCCAUCGCUCCAGGUGGCACCCCCUCCUCCUCCAGCUGGGACUGCUGCAGAACAGCCUGAAAAGCCCUACAGCUGCCCCAUCUGCCAGAAGCCCUUCAAGCACCUGUCAGAGCUCUCUCGGCAUGAGCGGAUCCACACUGGGGAGAAGCCGUACAAGUGCACGCUGUGUGACAAGAGCUUCAGCCAGUCAUCCCACCUGGUGCACCACAAGCGCACACACAGCUCAGAGCGGCCCUACAAGUGUGCCGUCUGUGAGAAGACCUUCAAGCACCGCUCACACCUGGUGCGCCACAUGUAUGCGCACUCCGGUGAACACCACCUGUUCCGCUGCAACGUGUGCGAGUUGCACUUCAAGGAAUCCUCAGAGCUGCUGCAGCACCCUUGCACCCCGAGUGGCGAACGGCCCUUCCGCUGUGGUGAAUGCCAGAAAGCAUUCAAGCGGCCUUCUGACCUGCGGCAGCACGAGCGCACACAUAGUGCCGAGCGGCCCUUCAAAUGCGACCUGUGCCCCAUGGGCUUCAAGCAGCAGUAUGCACUCAUGCGGCACCGGCGCACGCACAAGACUGAGGAGCCCUUCAAAUGUGGCCUGUGUGAGAAGGGCUUUGGGCAGCCCAGCCAUCUGCUUUACCACCAGCAUGUGCACACCCUUGAGACUCUCUUCAAGUGCCCCGUAUGCCAGAAGGGCUUUGACCAGUCAGCCGAACUGCUGCGGCACAAGUGUCUGCCAGGCUCCACUGAGCGGCCCUUCAAAUGCCCAGUGUGCAACAAGGCCUACAAGCGGGCAUCGGCCCUGCAGAAGCACCAGCUAACGCACUGUGCAGCAGCUGAGAAGCCCCUGCGCUGCACCCUGUGUGAGCGCCGCUUCUUCUCUUCCUCUGAGUUUGUGCAGCACCGCUGCGACCCAGCACGCGAAAAGCCGCUCAAGUGCCCAGACUGCGAGAAGCGCUUCAAGUACGCAUCAGACCUGCAGCGCCACCGCCGGGUGCACACAGGUGAGAAGCCCUAUAAGUGUCCCAACUGCGACAAGGCCUUCAAGCAACGUGAGCAUCUCAACAAGCACCAGGGCGUGCAUGCCCGAGAGCAGCAGUUCAAGUGUGUGUGGUGUGGUGAGCGCUUCCUGGACAUGGCCCUACUACAGGAACACAGUGCUCAGCAUAGUGCAGCCGCUGCUGCUGCUGAGGGUGCCUACCAGGUAGCUGCAUGCCUCCCCUAAGGCUGGGCACCACCCACCUGGCCCAGCCCAGCCUCACCUCCUUGCGGCUGCAUGGCACCAUCCCCCACCUAGCUCUAUGUCCUGUGGCCCCUGAGAGAGGACAGAAGGGUCCCAUGCAGGUGGGCAGUGUACCUGCUCGGUCACCCUGGCACCAGCCUGGCAGCAGAGGACCCAGAUUGCUGUGGCCAGUCCUAAUUCCAUAAACCCUUUUCCCAUCAUGGGAUUUACCCUCUGAGAGUAUCUACCUCUCUCAUCUCUGGGAGCCUGGAGUCCUAGGGGCAGUCAGGUGGCCCCUGUCUACUCCAGGGGUGGAGGUAACAAGUCAACCUCCCCAAAACUUUCAGCUUCUUAGAAGCCAGAUAGUCUGGAAGGAGGAGAGGGGUAUGGCAGUGCCUGGGACCCAGAGGUGGGCAGGUAAGGCAUCUCCUUCAAGUUGCUGUCUGGGGGAAGGAGGGCAGAUUGAAAGCUACAACCCUGUGUCCCAGCCAGGUUUUCUAAUAAAGAUGUACAGGGUAGGGAUCUCUGUUGCCUGGAGAGCAGGGGACUCAUAACAGGAGGUGCAAGCAGGUAUGACACCCUCAAUUAGGGACAGUGCAGUCCAUGGGAAAAGGAGAACAAAGUGGUUUGUGCCUGGGGCUAAUCAGGUACAGGUGCUUUGGAAGUACCCCCGCCACUUGGGCAGUAUGGGUCCAGUCUGUGGUGGGGGACAUGUCCCUGGCCAUGUAGAGCUGUCCAUGUGAAAGGUGAGGUUGGGAAGAGGUAGGGCCAAGCCCAUAAUCUCCCCAGCAGACAUAAAUACAUGUCCUCUUCCACAUUGUAUGAACCAAAGUGUUCAGGCUCAGAGGUGCCACAAUGCCAAGGCCAGGCCUGAGUACCCAUGGUGGGUGGGUACCCUCUCUGACUUCACAGUGCUCUCCUAGCCUGUGGUAACACCAUCCCUCUAUUAGUCUGGCUGUUGGCUUGACCUGACCUGAGGGAUCUCUGUUGCCAAAAUGCUCUCCCAUUAUCUGUUGCUUCAAAGCCAGAACAUUCUCCUUUGAGUCUUCCUAGAGUCCCCCAAGGACUCUGGCUGUCUACAAGGAGGGUCCUUAGAGAAGCAAAUCCAGGGUGUAGGGAACAGAAGCAAGAUGAUUUUGGAGUCCCAUAGGCAGUGUUCCUGGCAAGUGCAUGGUCAGCCAACAUUGCUGGACAGCCAGGGCCCUCCCCAGGAGUUCAGCCAACCUGCAGACCAUUCUAAACCCAGCUCUACCCCCAGCCCCAAUCCUCCCUGGUUGUGAAGAGUACACAGCAUGGGUGCAGUGGGAUGGGAAGAUGUGCCACUUCACCCGUAACUUCAGGAAGUCUGAACAGUCACAUCCACCUUUUCUGAGUUCUCUCCUGGGCCUGCGGAGGCGCUAGCUCUUCCUCAUUGCAGGUUCUUGUUCACAAUGCCUCAAAAGACUGGAAUCUAGGCUUGCAACAGUUCCAACAGCUAAUUUUUUUUCAUUUUGCUUUCUAAAAGCAGUUUGUUAUACUAUUCAUAACAUUGUAUAGUUUAAUUUCAUGUCAUUUUGGAUCUUAUACAUAAAUGUGAAUAUUGGGAUUUUUUAAUAAAAUGACUCCAUUUUAGGUAGCCACUUUUGAUGUUAAUAUAUAGAGUCCAAUGUAUGCUUUAGAAGUAAAGACAUUGACCAUCAUAGGC